Trametes versicolor FP-101664 SS1 is the source of this 732-nucleotide messenger RNA. RefSeq lists its product as uncharacterized. The coding region runs from base 1 to 732 and encodes 243 amino acids. The transcript is spliced from 8 exons. Lineage: Eukaryota; Fungi; Basidiomycota; Agaricomycetes; Polyporales; Polyporaceae. The record is from RefSeq and is a predicted model, not a curated record.
AUGUACACCGCUCUCCGCCCAGCGGCCUCCCUCGCCACCGCCUCCUUGCCGCCGUCCCCCGCCAAGCGCCCGGAGUGCGUCCUCUGCGACGCCCGCGACGCCGUGCUCGUCGCUCUAGGCGGCCUCGGCGCGCCUUGGUCGUGCUGGGACGGCCAAACGAGAUCGCCGGCGGCCGCGAUGCGGAAGGUUCGAAUCAACGGGAGAAGAUCUUCGAAGCGCGCCCUCGUACGUCCCAGGGGGCGCAAGGAGUCCGGCGAGAAACAGCGCGGCGGGCUGUGUGAUGACGCACAUAGGGGGCCGCCCUGUUCUUCCUCUGCGCGGUGGACGCUGGGCGACGUGCACGCUUCGCCAUUCCCGCGUGCCAAGAGCGCACUACGCGCUAUCUCUCAAGGCCGCGCUCCAUCUCCCGUGUCCGUAGUGAAGCCCGUCCGGACGUCCGCGCGACGCCAUUGUGCGGUGCUCGACGCCCGCGCAGUGCAGGCGAUGGUAUCUGGCCUCCCAGCUGCCGUCUUCGUCCACGAGAAACCGACUGCGGAAGAGAUCUCGUACGGCGCAGGAUGCAAGGUGCCGCAGCUCCCGAUGUGCGAGGACCGGCGACGAGAAAGGGAGGAGGCUCGGCGAGGGGAGGGGAAGGUGGUCGUGUCUGCUAGGAGAGUGCAAGGACAAGGGAACGGGCCGUCCUCCGUGCCCGUCGCACCAUGGUCCGUGCGGCGAGCUUCCACCCGAGCCUAG